This is a messenger RNA of Geosmithia morbida, 822 nucleotides long. Its product is annotated as Glutaredoxin-related protein. Lineage: Eukaryota; Fungi; Ascomycota; Sordariomycetes; Hypocreales; Bionectriaceae. Gene Ontology annotation, molecular function: 2 iron, 2 sulfur cluster binding. The record is from RefSeq and is a predicted model, not a curated record. The coding region runs from base 1 to 822 and encodes 273 amino acids. The transcript has 2 exons.
AUGUCCAAAAUCUCGGAGAUUGAGAGCGAGGAGCAGUGGGAGCAGCUUCUUGCUUCCCUCCCCCCUACGACCCUCCUCAUCACAUCCUUCCAUGCGCCAUGGGCCGCCCCUUGCGCCCAGAUGGCGACGGUACUCGAGACCCUGGCCUCCGAGUACCCCGUCAGCGAGCCUCCCGCUACCAAGUGGGUGUCCCUCAACGCCGAGGAGCUCAGCGACAUCAGCGAGGCGUACGACGUCACGGCCGUGCCCUUCCUCGUCCUCAUCCGCAACGGCCAGGUGCUCGAGACGGUCAGCGGCAGCAGCGCCGUAAAGGUCCGAGCCGCCAUCGAGACGCACGCCGGUACCCCCGGUGCUGCCGCACCAUCGUCGACCACCCCCAACAACAACACACCCAACGGCACCGACCAGUCCGAUCCUACGGCUACUGACGCCGCCGCCGCAGAGCACAUGUCGGUCGAUCAUUUCGGCCCCGUCGACCCUGCAAAGAAAAAGGAAGAGCUGUUCAAGCGCCUGGCAGACCUAGUCAAGGCUGCGCCCGUCAUGCUCUUCAUGAAGGGGACCCCCAGCGGACCUCAAUGCGGCUUCUCGCGGCAGAUGGUGGCCAUAUUGCGCGAGAGCUCGGUCAAGUACGGCUUCUUCAACAUCCUCGCCGAUGACGAGGUGCGCCAGGGCCUCAAGGAGUUUGCCGAUUGGCCUACGUUCCCCCAGCUCUGGAUCGACGGAGAGCUCGUGGGUGGUCUGGAUAUUGUCAAGGAAGAGAUCGCAAACGACCCCGGCUUCCUCAAGGCAUACAGCGUCAGCGGCGAUGCUGCCGUGGCUUGA